GUUUUAAUAGCUCGGUCCGUUUUACCAUUUCGAGUUUCUAUAAAAGCCUAGGUAAGAAACCCUAGGGUUUCUCAUUUGCCCUCUAUUCGGUUGCCGCGGCUUCCCGGACCAUAACAAGAAAUCCUUCAAGCUAGCAACCAUGACCAAGCGAACAAAGAAGGCUGGUAUUGUUGGGAAGUAUGGCACCCGUUAUGGUGCUAGUCUACGGAAGCAGAUUAAGAAGAUGGAGGUCAGUCAGCACAGCAAAUUUUUCUGCGAAUUCUGUGGGAAGUAUGCUGUGAAGAGGAAAGCUGUGGGAAUUUGGGGCUGCAAGGACUGUGGAAAAGUCAAAGCAGGCGGUGCCUACACUUUGAACACUGCCAGCGCUGUGACUGUGAGGAGCACAAUUAGAAGGCUGAGGGAACAAACCGAGAGCUGAGCUGCUAUCACCAAGGCACAUUGUCCGUCUUUGGGAUACAUCCGCACUAUUGUUUUAGUGAUAGACUACUUGAAAAUGUUUUGAAGUUGAUCUAUAUUUUUGAUGAGUUGAUGUUCAUCUAUGUAGUGUACCGCAUGAUUUUGGUCAUAUUUUGUGGCAUUGAAGUCUAUUGUGAAGGCUAUAACUCUUUAUCAUUUGCUAUUUAAUUGUUAUGUAAUCUCAAAAUUUUCUUGCUUGCUUA
Molecule: messenger RNA, 659 nt
Organism: Hevea brasiliensis (rubber tree)
Lineage: Eukaryota; Viridiplantae; Streptophyta; Magnoliopsida; Malpighiales; Euphorbiaceae
Product: 60S ribosomal protein L37a
Exons: 5
Coding region: 140-418 (92 amino acids)
Biological process (GO): translation
Cellular component (GO): ribosome
Molecular function (GO): structural constituent of ribosome
Source: RefSeq, a predicted model, not a curated record